Molecule: messenger RNA, 5025 nt
Organism: Larimichthys crocea (large yellow croaker)
Lineage: Eukaryota; Metazoa; Chordata; Actinopteri; Sciaenidae
Gene: spag1a
Product: sperm associated antigen 1a
Exons: 8
Coding region: 141-1316 (391 amino acids)
Cellular component (GO): cytosol
Molecular function (GO): protein binding
Source: RefSeq, a predicted model, not a curated record
CACACACGACAUCCCAUCCCGGGGGCGUGUCUAACAGAAAUCCCCAGCCAAGAGCAGAUGUAGCUGCAGCUCUGCGAUCUGCGAGAGGGAGACACAGGGAGGGAGGAAGAGUUUGAACACACUGCAGAGGGAGUGCAGCUAUGGGGAACGCACAGGAGAAGCCUCCGGGCAGCGGAGCAGGUGGAGGUAGGUCGGAUCAGGCCACAGGAGGGAGCGGGACGAGAAGCCGGGGUGGAGGCUACAUGGAAAAGCCCCAGACUCCCGGAGCUUCGGAGAAGGGGGUGGCCAAUGGCAGGCAAAACAGCCCUGCUGGUGGACAAGAGGAGCAGGGAAGCCCUGCAGUGGACACAAGUUACCUGGACGCCCCUGCUGGGGCCCUUCCUCCUCACCUGGCCCGGCUCAAGAAUGAAGGGAACCACCUCUUCAAACAUGGCCAGUUUGGAGACGCCUUGGAGAAGUACACACAGGCCAUUGAUGGAUGUGCUGAAGCAGGCGUCGAUAGUUCCGAAGACCUGUGUAUUCUCUACUCCAACAGAGCGGCCUGUUACCUGAAGGAUGGCAGCAGCACAGACUGCAUACAGGACUGCACCAAGGCUUUGGAGCUGCAGCCGUACUCCUUGAAGCCCCUCCUGCGCAGAGCGAUGGCCUAUGAGUCACUGGAGCGCUACAGAAAGGCCUACGUGGAUUUUAAGACCGUCCUGCAGAUAGACACCGGGGUACAGGCGGCUCAUGACAGCGUCCACAGGAUUACCAAGAUGCUCAUUGAACAGGACGGACCUGGGUGGAGGGAAAAACUUCCAGAGAUUCCCGUCGUCCCUCUGUCUGUCCAGCAGCAACACAGAGACAAACCGGUCAGCGCUGAAGUGGCUCAAGCCCGAGCUGCCAGGGCUGCACAGGAAGAAGCCAGAAGAAAAGAGGCCAGCUAUACUUUACUGAAGCGGGAAGGCAACGAUCUGGUGAAGAAAGGUCAAUUCCAGGAGGCUCAGCAGAAAUACAGUGAAUGUCUCACCAUAAAACCAGAGGAAUGUGCUCUCUACACGAACAGAGCCAUUUGCUUCCUGAAACUGAAUCUGUUUGAAGAGGCUAAACAGGACUGUGACUCUGCACUGCAGCUCGAGCCGGGCAACAAGAAAGCCUUCUACAGACGAGCUCUGGCUCAUAAAGGCUUACAGGACUACCUGUCGGCCAGCAGUGACCUCCAGGAAGUCCUCCAGCUGGAUCCGAACGUUCGGGAGGCUGAGCAGGAGCUUGAGGUGGUGACGGUCCUGCUGAGACAGAGCCUGUUGGACAACACUGCACACACACCACGGGUUUGAUGUUUGUUUGAAGAACAAUGUGGAAGAGGAAUGAAACAGGUGUGGACACAGGUGUACUGUUCUGUCGCAGAUAUGGAGGAAAAGAACUUUUAAAGCCAUCAGCUGUAGUAAGUACUUGAAAAACGAAAGGCGUUAACUCCUGGGACUCCUGCCUCCUCGGACGACCAGUUCUCUUUCAGCUCUGCACCAUCUGCAACGUGUGCAAACCACACCAUAACUCCUGAGUACACAACCUUACAUAAUGGCAGCUUUAUUUUAAAAAAGGCUAAUGUCAAGGUACUCAUGACCCGCUUGUACUAUAAAUCAUUCACAUUAUGAUGUAAUGUACUGUAUAUACAGAUUUGUGUGACAGGCUGCAGAGCUCUGUCAGAAUGGUGGAGUAACACGGGGAAAGUCUGAGUGUAUUAUGUGUGCCUUAUUGAGAUUUCUACCACAGUUAGGAUGAAACACGCCAAGAUUAAACGUUUUAUUUUAAUUUGUGUUUGGUUCUAAAAUGGUUCACUGAGCUCAUGACACAACUGAUUCAACUCAACUGAACUGUAUGUAGACAUGAGGGGUUCAAGGUCCAAGUCUAUUCUUUAUGUAUUCAUCUGUUCCAGCUAAUUCAAGACACGUAUCAUUGUUUACAUGUGUUCUCAUUACAGCUGCUACUAAAAAAGAAGCCAACAACUUAACACGAAACACUUCUCUCUAAAGUUAAGCGUUACCACCUAACCAUGAUUUAAAGGUCCGGUGUGUAAGAUUUGUGUGGAUCUACUGGCAGCACAUGGCAUAAAUAUAAAAUAAUAACCACCUAAGAAUGAGAAUCGUGCUCUUGUUACCUUCAAAUGAGCCUUUUAUAUCCACAGAGGGAGCAGGUCCUCCUCCACCGAGUGCACCAUGUUGAACCGCCAUGUUUCUACAGUAGUCCAGAAGAGACAAACUAAACACUGGCUAAAUGCCUUUUGUAGUUUUUACACAAUUUGAGGCCACGCAUAAUUUUAGGGAGAGGGUGAAGCGAGUAGUAUUCAGUUGGACGUGAUCUGCAAUGCAACCUCACUGUUAGAUGCCACUAAAUCCUACAUACUGGACCUUUUAAAAUGGUAAAAAAAAUAUAUUGAUUUACCAUAGUUAAAAUAUCCAAAAGAUCCUGAGCUCAGCGUUUAAGUCAUUAUUAAUUAUCAGUCACUUUAGUGACUUUAGGGUUGAGGGUUGGUGUAGUAAACAUCCGGCUACUGUAUUAGCAUUCUAGGUGACUAAAUCAUGUACUGUAAGACUUAUAGUAGGUCUCAGGUUCAAUCUUGAAUGUACCCAAGAUGACUGUGUCUUUGUGCGUGAAUAGGUGCACAGUAUUUACAUUUGGAAAGUCUCUGAUUAUUUUUGAAUGCAUCCUUAGUGACUUUUUCCAUAACUGAGAACCUUCCCUGCUGCUGCAACAAGGAACUAGUCUAGGAUGUUGGUUUCAUUUUCUGUUCAUAGAAUCCCUCGCAGCCACCGUUCAAACAAACAAAUGUACUUGGUGUUAAAGAAAAGUAAUCUGCUGGGUGACAGUCGUUAUGACCCCAGACACUUCAGUCUCUUAAGCAUUAAUUAGGACACAGCACCUUAAGAAAACAACCAUUAAAUAUCUCUUACGUCAGUCUGAAUAAACUGUAGAAACGUAUCUUGUUCACACAGUCAGACAACAUGAAACUCCUCGUUAUUUGGCAGGCAAGAUGAAUAUUCUCAGCUGAGGUCUAUUAAGGUCAACUAGCUUUUUGUCUACCUUCAGACUGGUUUAAAAAUUCCAUGAGAUCUAUGAGUCUAUGUCCACAUUUUUAAAACCAUACACGGUCCACGUGCACAGAUGUUUCCACUUCAUUUGUCCAAUUAGGGCUUCCCUCCGGUCUGUGUGGAUGUGUGCAGACAAACCUCGAUUCAUGGAUAACCGUUUGCAUCUUCACACCCGUUUGCAACAAAUUAGGAGAGAUCUAAUGAGCCAAAAUAAAUGAAAACACCUGUGUGUGUGUGCACAGCCUUUAGGUAUCGUUCUUUUAAAUCAGCCCUAUAAUGCACAAGAAUGUACAUCUCUGUAUAGCACAAUGUGCCACAACCUUAACUUCAUUCAUAUUUUAAGGUAUUUAUGUAUUAACACACUUUGUCCAAUCUCCGAUUACCCAUUUUUGUUGCUUCUAUCAUCUAAAAAUCAUAAAGAAAAUCUCAACUAAAUGAAAACACUCAUGAGGCUUGAAGUGUUGCUUCAUGGAAUGUAAAGAGCAUGUACUGUAUGUAAAUAGUUUGAAUGCAAAUGUAAAUAAUAAACUGCUAUGUGGAUGCUUUCAUGAGUCUCUGUGUGAAGUGUGUGUGAGUGCACGACAGGAAACCAUCACUUCAUGUGAAAAUAUACAGACGACAAGUUUGAUUGAGAGUUUUAUUGUGUAAGGAUAUGCAUUUACAUGCACAUUAUAAAGUAAAUAAUUAGGGAAUAUAUACUUUUUUCAAAUAGCAUAAGCUUCUUCUGACCAAGUUAGAAAACAGACCAGGCACUAGUCUUCAAAUAAUAAUAUAAAACUCACAGGAAUUUAACAGGCGUUAGGAGAGGGAACAUAAACAGGGUGGGAAUAUCCUGCAGCUAGAGGCUUUUGAGGCGCACCGAAAUUCUUUCAGUCAACACUGCAGCUCCUCUAACUCUUUACUCCCAGACGGCUCACGCUGAGCUCGGCUGGUCAACAUCCCAACAGAGUAAUCUGCGGUCAGGCUGAAAAUUCAUAGCAGCUGCUGAACACAACAUGCAAUGCUCAAAAUGCUCAUCGCUUUGAUGAACAGGUCUUUAUUGCCAACGGGAGCGACGACAAAAAGGUGAACUGGCUUUGGCUACUUCAGGGGAAACUUUUUCAAAAUUUAACUCCCAAAAAAUUACUUAAAAACAAAAAAGACAUUUUGGUCUUCAGAUACAAACUACCGCCCUAAAAUCAGACUUAAUCCACAGUUUUCUAAUCUGCAGACGCCAGUUUUCAACCUCGCAGACUGAACUCCAGAUUUCUAAAAAGGAAAUCAUUCAGGUAUCAUUACAUCUAUUAGUGGUUCUGUCAAGGGUUGUAGUCUAAACUGUGGUGGCCUGAGAGCAGUCUUUGGUACUCUAAAUAAGCUAGUGUGACAGCUAGCAUUAGCACUCGGGGGAGGGUAUUUUCCAUCAGCGUUUGUGCAAUCUGUGAGGCAAGUAGAACUCAUUCUCUCGUGACUUUUAUGUUUAUCAUUUGAAGACAUACAGAACAAGGAAAUAAAAAAUAAAAUCACUAUACAAAGGAUUUUUCCCCUCAAAAGGCACUGUGGGUCCAACAAAUAUAAAAUUAUCUGCAUUAAUCAUCUGCAAGGAUUUAAGAAAACAAAACAGUUCAAAUACACCAAAAGCUCUGAAUCAAAAAUUUGAUUUUGAUUUGGAUAUUACUGAGGGAGGAUCAAAACUUGACUCCUGUAUCGCCAUAAAUUCACUGACGUGAUGUGUGUGCUCAAAUACACGUGGAGUCUCAUUGCACCUUUGAGUAUAGUGAGCUGUAAGAGCUUCUUAUUGCAAAUACACUGCUUGUUUGGUUGACUUUACAGUUUUAGUGACUGAAUACUAAAACAAACCAGAGAAAUGCUACAUGCUCCCUUUCUUUAAUAUACCUUGCAUAAUUCCAUGAUAAACUUGGCGUGAAGGUGAAUUGAUGCAAGAUGACAACUGUCUCAAAUCCACAUUCAAAAAAAAAAA